This is a messenger RNA of Medicago truncatula (barrel medic), 1102 nucleotides long. RefSeq names its product expansin-like B1. Gene Ontology annotation, cellular component: extracellular region. The transcript is spliced from 4 exons. Lineage: Eukaryota; Viridiplantae; Streptophyta; Magnoliopsida; Fabales; Fabaceae. The record is from RefSeq and is a predicted model, not a curated record. Gene Ontology annotation, biological process: sexual reproduction. The coding region runs from base 129 to 887 and encodes 252 amino acids.
CUUUAUUUGCUUUCCAUCCCAUAAACCCUUCUCUUAUUCAUAGUUAUUUUUAGUUUCUCUUACAUUUAGUAUCCUAAAUAAUUCCUUGAAUUUCUCUCUUCUUUGUGCUUGACAUUUUGUCAUUGAACAUGAUGGAACAUAAUUUUAAGCACCAAAUUGGUUUUAUUUGUGUCAUGUUGUUCUUACCUGUCUUGUGUUCCUCUCAAGACUCUUUUGUUUGCUCUAGAGCAACCUAUUAUGGUAGCCCAGAUUGUUAUGCAAAUCCAAAGGGAGCUUGUGGCUAUGGUGAUUACGGACAGACAGUAAAUGAUGGCAAUGUCGCAGGCGUGUCUUGGCUAUGGAAGAAUGGAUCUGGUUGUGGUGCAUGCUAUCAAGUGAGGUGCAAAAUACCAGAAUUGUGUGAUGAGAAUGGAGCAUAUGUCGUGGUGACCGAUUUUGGCGUGGGAGACAGGACAGACUUUAUCAUGAGCCCACGUGGCUAUUCAAAAUUGGGCAAAAAUGGUGAUGCAUCUGCGGAACUUUUUAAAUAUGGUGUGGUGGAUAUAGAAUAUAAAAGAAUCCCUUGCAAAUACAAUGGCUAUAAUAUCUUGUUUAAGGUCCAUGAACGCAGCAAAAAUCCUCACUACUUAGCCAUUCUUAUUCUAUAUGUUGGUGGAACAAACGAUGUAACUGCUGUUCAGUUGUGGCAGGAAGAUUGCAAAGAGUGGAGACCAAUGCGUAGGGCAUUUGGAACAGUGUUUGAUGCAGAGAACCCUCCAAGAGGUGAGAUCAAGUUGAGGCUCCAAGUGAGUGGUAGUGCUGGGCUGUAUUGGGUGGAGUCCAAGAAUGUUAUCUCUAGUGAUUGGGAAGCUGGGUCUGUUUAUGACUCACAAAUUCAGUUUGAUUAAAAAUAAAAUUACUUAUAGAUAGAUUUGGAACUAGAUGACUAGUGUUUUAUUGUUUCUGGUUUGUGUAAUUCUAUAAAUUAAUGUUAUCUCUAUGUCCAAGAAUGUUAUCUCUAGUGCUCUUUGUUGUACUUGGACUGAAAUUAUGGGGAUUGGAUUUAUGUGCUUUUCAUGACUCGUCAAUAAAUGAAUAAAUAAAAUGUGACUUUUCUCCUUUA